AUGCUGAUUUUUCUCUCUCUUUCUGUUUACUUUUUCUUUUUCUGUCUCUCUCCUUUUUUUUUCUUUCUCCUUCUUUCUUUUUCUCACUCUCUCUCUUUCUGUUCUCUCUCUUUCUCUCUCUGUCUUUUCUCUUGCUUUUCUUUCUCAUUUUGUUUUCCCUCUCUCUGUUCUUUUUCUUUCUUUCUCACUCUGUUCCUCUUUUUCCAUUUCCGUCUUCUUUUUCCCUUUCUGUUCGUCUUUAUCGUUCUCUCUUUCUCUUCUUUCUUUUUAUUGCUCUCUUUAGCUCUCUCCCUUUCUCUCUUCCUUUCUCUCUCUCUCUUUCUCUUUAUUAGUCUUUCUCUUUCUUUUUUUCUCUCUCUUCUUCUCCCUCUCUCUUUCUUUUCUCUUUCUGUUUACUUUUUCUUUUUCUUUGCUCUUUCUCUGCUCUUUCUUUUACUUUAUCUCUUUUUCUCUGUACUAUCUCUCUUUCUGUCUCUAUUUUUUUUGGCAUUUCUCUUUCUAUUUUUUUUUCUCUUUGUGUUUUCUCUCUCUCACUCUCUCAGUUCCACUUUUUUCAUUUUUUCUCUUUUUCCUUUGAACCAAGCCUCAUAA
Acanthosepion pharaonis is the source of this 591-nucleotide messenger RNA. NCBI's taxonomy places the organism in Eukaryota, Metazoa, Mollusca, Cephalopoda, Sepiida, Sepiidae. The record is from the annotation of a GenBank genome assembly.